AUCAUUGGUGGACAUGUCAGUGUGUGUCGGGUCGCGGUCGAGACGUCAACUCCUGCGCAUACGGCCCAAAAAUACACAACCUUGAACUUCUCACGCAUUAAAAAUUAUAAUUCAUAACCUCAAAUAAACAAAUAAUGGUAUUAAAGUGUUAGUUAGGGAUAAGUAUAGUGAAAAUGUUGAGUUUUAAAGUGGGAGCGAGACAGCUGAUGAGGUGGAAGGAGUUGCACCUCGAUCGUGUGAAGUAUCAUUCUGGAGUGGGAGUGUUCGGUCAUCGACCGACGAGAGUGAAUGAUGUUGAUCUCCCCGAAGAAGUGGUAGAUAAAAGAAAUGAAAACUGUAGAGCACAGCGACUAGUAGACGCCUAUCGCACAUAUGGACAUCUAAGAGCUACAAUAGACAAUGUCAACUAUAAGAAUGAAGACAGAACUGUCAAGGAGCUUAACAUAUCAAGAUACGGCCUCAGUUCAGAGGAUGCUGUUGACUUGGGCCUCGUGUACGGGUAUGAAGGCAAACAGUCUGUGAAGAACCUGGUAGAAACUUUGGAGGGAAUAUAUUGUGGACCUAUCUCCUAUGAGUUUAAUUAUUUAGAGACAGAAGCCGAGCGAGAAUGGUUUGCCCAAAGAGUAGAGAAUGGCCAAGAUGCUAUAGACAAUGCCCGACGCGUAGAGAUCGCAAAGGAAUUGAUCCGAUCCCAAGCCUGGGACAAAUUCUUGGCCUUGAAGUUUCCCACUGUCAAGAGAUACUGUGGUGAAGGAGCUGAAUCUAUUCUUACAUUUUUCUCUAGUCUUAUGAAGUUAACGGCUGCAGAGGGAGUAGAACACGUGACUAUAUCAAUGGGUCACAGGGGAAAGUUGAACGUAAUGACUGGACCACUGCUGUACCCGCCGGUGAAGAUCUUCCACAAGUUCACUGGCCAGCCUGAGUUCCCGCCUGAAGCAAAUGCUGCUUGCGAUGUAGCUUUGCAUCUUAGUACCUCAGUGGAUAUUCCAGUUAACGACAAAUCUGUUAGAUUCUCAUUGUUGAACAACCCAUCUCAUUUAGAGGCAGCUAACCCAGUGUCUAUGGGUAAGGCUAGAUCAAAACAACUGCUGCUGAAGGAAGGAGACUAUUCUGAGGAUGGAUCAUCUAGAUUAGGAGACAAAGUACUUAAUCUUCAGUUGCAUGGAGACGCAGCUUUCGCUGGUCAGGGAAUAAACCAAGAAAUGCUGAUGAUGUCACAAGCCCCACACUUCAAUGUCGGUGGAUCUAUGCACGUUAUUGUUAACAAUCAAGUUGGUUUCACUCUCCCAGCCGCACGCGGUCGCUCCAGCCGAUACGUCACAGAUUUGGCCAAAUCCAUCGCAGUUCCUGUCAUCCAUGUGAAUGCUGAUCAUCCUGAGUUGGUAGUAAAAGCAACGAACAUAGCCUUCGAGUACCAGCGCAAGUUCCGCAAGGAUGUGUUCAUUGACUACAACUGCUUCAGGAAAUACGGGCAUAAUGAGGUCGAUGACCCCACCUUCACCAACCCACUACUUUACAAACUCAUUCAUAGUAGGAAAACAAUCCCAGACCUUUACACGGAAAAACUGGUGUCGGAAGGUCUGUUAAGUGAAGAGGAGGUGAAGAAUGAAGUGGCAGCACACACCAGCUACCUACAGAAGCAAUUCGAAGCCGUCCCUACUUACAAACCUGAGGUCAGCUACUACCAGGAGCAGUGGGCAGGUUUCCAAGCAGCACCCAAUGCUGUGGAGACCUGGGACACAGGAGUCGACACCGGUCUGUUGCAAAUGGUUGGACACGCCUCUGUUGCAUACCCUGAUAACUUUAACAUCCACCCUCAUCUAGCAAAGACACAUGUAAGGAGUCGACUGGGCAAGCUGGCGGACGGGAAGGAUAUUGAUUGGGCCACCGCUGAGGCGUUAGCGUUUGGCUCCCUCCUAAUGGAAGGUCGUCACGUGCGUCUGAGCGGCGAGGAUGUCGGCAGAGGCACCUUCUCACAUCGCCACGUGAUGCUGGUGGACCAGGAGACGGAAGCCAUCCAUAUACCACUCAACCACAUACAUGAGAAACAGAAAGGUUUUCUAGAAGUGGCCAAUUCGAUUCUGUCUGAGGAGGCAGUGCUGGCGUUUGAAUACGGAAUGGCGUACGACUCGCCGGAUAAUCUCUGCAUCUGGGAGGCACAGUUCGGUGAUUUCUACAACGGAGCCCAGAUCAUUGUGGAUACGUUCAUUGCUUCUGGAGAAGCUAAAUGGGUCCGCAGCAACGGACUAGUGAUGCUCCUCCCCCAUGGGUACGAUGGUGCGGCCUCUGAACACUCCUCCUGCAGGAUCGAAAGGUUCCUGCAGCUGACAGACAGUAAGGAGAGCACUCCUGACUCCGAGAAUGUUUGUCUUCAUGUAGCUAAUGCUACUACACCGGCUCAAUAUUUCCAUUUGUUGAGAAGACAGAUGGUGAGAAAUUAUAGAAAACCUUUGGUAAUAGCUUCACCGAAGAUCUUACUGCGACUAGCCGACGCUGUGUCGAAUAUAUCAGACUUCGCGCCUGGGACACACUUCAAGAAUGUUAUUGGUGAUCCCCUAGCUGACCCGCUGAAGGUAAAGCGUGUGAUCCUGGUCUCUGGCAAGCAUUACUAUGAGCUUCAGAAGGAAAGGCUCCGAGCCAAUAUAGAUGAUGUUGCCAUUAUAAGGGUAGAGGGCCUGGCACCCUUCCCUUUGCACGACCUUCAGACUGAACUACAAAGAUUCAAAAAUGCUAGAAAAUUCAUAUGGAGUCAGGAGGAGCACAGAAAUAUGGGCGCUUGGAGUUUCAUCAAGCCGAGAUUUGAAAAUCUUCUCGGAAGAAAGUUGUUAUAUUCAGGCAGAGCAGAGGGCGCCACACCCGCCGUAGGAGCUGCGGUACUACACCGAGCCGAAGUAGAACAUAUAAUAAAGGAACCGCUGCAUACCAUGAAAUAAAACAAUAUUAGUAUUAUACCAAUAUAGAAUGACUGUUGUUAAUAUUGUGCAUUUAUAAACGUAUAAGAUUCUGUACACAAUGUGCCAAAUGAUAUUUUUUUAAGUUAAUAAAGAUGCAUUGUAAAUAUU
This is a messenger RNA of Spodoptera litura, 3062 nucleotides long. RefSeq names its product putative 2-oxoadipate dehydrogenase complex component E1 homolog. NCBI's taxonomy places the organism in Eukaryota, Metazoa, Arthropoda, Insecta, Lepidoptera, Noctuidae. The record is from RefSeq and is a predicted model, not a curated record. Gene Ontology annotation, molecular function: thiamine pyrophosphate binding; oxidoreductase activity, acting on the aldehyde or oxo group of donors, disulfide as acceptor.